UCUCUCUCUCUCUCCUCUUCAUCAAUGGCUCUAGCCGGAAAAGUACCUUAGCGUCUGAGAAAAAGGUAUAAUUUUUUAUCUCCGGUUCAUCUCCGUAUCGGAAUGUCGCUGCAUAUAGGGGUAUCGAUGGAGAUGAGAUACCCAUUUCAAUCGAUUCGUGCUCCAGUCCGAUGCGGUUGUUCGAUUUAUUGGAAUCUCAAAGAACCUUUGAGUUUGAGAAUAUCCAAAUCACUUGCUUCUUUAAAUUCUAUUAGAGGAUUGGAGUUGAAAUCUGUAGGUUCAUCAUUGUGCAAUGUGUUUGAGAUUCAUAGCAGAGAAGUCAAUCCAAGUUGUUUUGAGGUGAAGGCUAUGGAUAAAGAUACUGAAGCUGAUAGUGAUAGGAAGGUUAUUAAAGAAGAGGAGAGGAGAAGGAAGAUUGGAUUAGCAAAUAAAGGAAAGGUUCCAUGGAACAAAGGAAGGAAACACACUGAAGAUACUCGAAGACGAAUCAAGCAGAGAACAAUCGAAGCUUUGAGAAAUCCCAAGGUUCGGAAGAAGAUGUCUGACCAUCAAAAACCACACAGUGAUGAAACCAAGGAGAAGAUAAGGGCUUCAGUGAAACAAGUUUGGGCACAACGGUCAAGAUCUAAGCGAUUAAAGGAGAAGUUCGCGUCAUUAUGGUCAGAAAACAUUGCAGAAGCUGCAAGGAAAGGAGGAAGUGGUGAAGUAGAACUCGAGUGGGACAGUUACGAAAGCCAAUUUACACUGCAAAUUCUUACCAUCAACCACCUUCAUAGGCUCAGCAAGAGCAGCCUGAGCACCUUCAGCAGUCUUGUAAACAAACAACGCAAAACCCCUUGA
Molecule: messenger RNA, 840 nt
Organism: Camelina sativa (false flax)
Lineage: Eukaryota; Viridiplantae; Streptophyta; Magnoliopsida; Brassicales; Brassicaceae
Source: RefSeq, a predicted model, not a curated record